Cladocopium goreaui is the source of this 570-nucleotide messenger RNA. The record is from the annotation of a GenBank genome assembly. NCBI's taxonomy places the organism in Eukaryota, Dinophyceae, Suessiales, Symbiodiniaceae.
UAUUGAGCAUCACUCAAGCUUUGUGCUGCAAGAAGCGUUGUCUUCUCAAGGGUCGUCUCAAGUAGAUCGAUGCUACUGCUAUAGCCCCAGCAGCCCCCAGCUGCGACUGUGGCAGGAAUGUUUAAUGAGGCACCAUGCCAGACCCUCAUGGUGAAGGGUCUAAAUGCUCAAUCGACCGAAGAAAGCGUGAGACAGUCCCUUGGAAAGUUUGGUGCUAUCAGCAGCAUCAAGGUGUUGCCAGUUGCUGCAGGAAAGACCACCGCUGCUGCCUUUAUUUCGUUCACAACGCUUGAAGAGGCAAUGUGGAUUGCUGAAAACAUCAACGGGAUGACACUACCAGGAGAAGCUGGUCCUUUGGAAAUUGUCUAUGCACCUCCGCGUGACCCAAUGAAAGGUGGAAAGGGCAAAGGCGGAAAAUUUGACGCCACAGGUCCUUACAGUAUGACCGGCAGCCUGCACAAGACCAAGAUGUGCAGCUUCUUCCAAAGUCAAGGAUUUUGCGCCAAAGGCGACGUGUGCGGCUUUGCUCACGGUGCUCACGAGCUCAACGGCCGCGCCCUGAGUUGUUAA